UAUAACACUAUCACAGGCGCUUUCAUCUAUAAACCAUAGCUUUCAUCUACAACAACAUGGUUACCUAGUUGCUGUAAGAUAUAUCUACAGUUCAGAUGGAUGUUUAUGACAAACCCCGUACACAUGAAUGGCAAAAUUGACGUCAUUCUGACUCGUAAAAACUAACUUACACAUAAAGUAACUGCAGUUAUGACGUCACAGAUAUCGGCAGUGUAUAUCCUGUGUACAUAACAGAUGUUUAAACAACCACAUUGUUUGCAGCAGCUGAUGAUGAUGAAAUGCAGCCUGAAAAUCGUCAGUAAUUGAUUUGAGAAUGUGGUCACGCGAACAGGAUACGUGCGCGCGCGUGUGUGGAAACCACGAAGCUCACAACACCGGGACACGCACGUGUAACACGCGAGUUUUACUCACAGUUAAGUUCUGAGACGUUGAGAAGUAAUUUUUUUCCCUCAAUUCCUUCAUGAUAGACGCGUGAUGGUUCGAGGGAAAAGCACCGAAAGCUCCACGAUUAAUUUAAUGCACGUGAAACCUAAAAAUACAGAAAUCAAGCCAGCUGAGCCAGUGGACCAGGGAGAUCGUCUGUCCUUGUGCACCAAACUAUGCUACGCUAUUGGUGGGAUUCCAUACCAGAUCACAGGCAGCAUUCUGUGCUUCUUCCUCCAGAUCUACCUGCUGGAUGUGGCUCAGCUGGAUCCGUCUUUUGCGUCCAUCAUCCUGUUUGUGGGACAGGCCUGGGAUGCGAUCACAGACCCAACGGUGGGUUUCCUGGUCAGCAGGAGCAGGUGGACCCGCAUCGGUCGUAUGAUGCCCUGGAUCAUUUUCUCGACUCCAUUCGCAGUGGUGACUUACUGCCUCAUCUGGUUCGUGCUUCCAAUUGAGCAGGGAAGGUUCGUCUGGUGCCUGAUGUUCUACUUCCUCUUCCAGUCCAUGCAGACGUGCUUCCAUGUGCCAUAUUCAGCCCUAACCAUGUUCAUCACGAGCGACCAGAAAGAGCGGGAUUCUGCCACUGCCUAUCGUAUGAUGGUGGAGGUUCUGGGGUCGCUGCUGGGCACUGUGAUCCAGGGACAGAUCGUCGGCGGUUCCUCAAAUUGUCCCACUGAGGACGGAUUCCCUGAGAGCAGAAACAUUUCCAGUAUUCAAGUGGAGCAGACGAGAAAAUCUUACAUGGUUGCUUCAGGGGUGGUCUGCACCAUAUAUGUCGUCUGUGCUGUCGUGUUGUUUUUGGGCGUGAGAGAGAAAAAAGGGAGAGAUCAUCAAAAUCCCCUGACCUUCUGUCAAGGCCUGUGUCUGGUGAUGAGCCACAAACCCUACGUCAAACUGGUCAUCGGCUUCCUCUCCACCUGCCUGGGCUUCAUGCUGCUCCAGGGAAACUUAGUCCUUUUCAUCACCUACACUCUUGGAUACAGGAAUGAAGUCCAGAAUCUCAUCCUCACUUUGAUGCUCUCCGCGACUCUAAGCGUCCCGGGGUGGCAGUGGUUUUUGACCCGUUGUGGGAAGAAGAUGACAAUUUACUACGGCAUGUCUCUCGUAAUCCCCUUCCUGAUCAUAAUGGUGUCCACCAAGCUCUACCUGACAGCGUGCUACUUGAUAUCUGUGGCCGCAGGUUUGAGCGUGGGCGCCGCUUUCUUCUUGCCAUGGUCGAUGCUUCCCGACGCGGUGGACGACUUCAAGGUUCAGAACCCAGACAGACUUGGUCACGAAGCUCUCUUCUACUCCUACUACGUGUUCUUUAUCAAAUUCUCCACUGGGAUAUCUCUCGGUAUCUCUACGCUUAGUUUGAAAUUUGCAGGCUAUGUGACUGGCAGCUGCUCACAGCCAGAGUUGGUCAGUUUCACCCUGAAGAUGCUGAUCUCUCCCCUGCCAGUGUUUCUAAUCGUUGUGGGGCUGCUGAUAAUCAGUACCUACCCUGUCGAUGAGAAAAGGAGGCGGAGCAACAACAGAAUCCUGCAAGACCGUUUGAACAAAGAAUCAAACCCUGAAGGUUCAACAGCCGCGAUCAACAAAGUAGCAGUGGUCGACGACCCGACUGUCACUAACUGAGAAGAAUCACACAGAUUUAUGCUGCCCUCCAGUGGCCAAUCAAUGUUAUUACAUGUGUUAUCCAUUUUCACCAGUUGUGUCCAAAUGUUCAUUAGUUUAGAGGUUCUCUUUUGUUUUUCUUUUAAAAAACCUGUACAUAUUAUUAUCACUGAAUUGAGCAGUAAAAUCUUAUUACUUGAAUCAGAUUUCCCACAAACAUUCAUGGACUAUGGCCAGUAUAACUGCAGCUCAUUUUCUAGUUCUCAGUCAUGGUUUCCCUCAUCAAAGUGAAACGGUCCUUUUCUAAAACUGAACCACAUUGAUUCCUGGGCUUGUCCUUUUCGUGUUUUACAGUGUUGCAUUGUGGGACAGCAGAACAACUCUUGUUCCAUUUUGUGUCCCCUCGGAAUGUGAAUGCUCCAAAUCUUUUUGACCUGUGUGGUUUUUGGUCAUAACAAGUAUUUAUUUUCCGCCUCAGAUCAGACUGUUAUUUAUGCAGAUGUUACCUUGAAUGUUUACAAUGUUACAGGACGGCAGCUCUAACGAAGAGUGCACUUUAAGGAAACAUGUAGUAUCACAUGUAUUUUAUAUAAAAGGGAUGGUCAGCACCUUCUAGUAUGAAAAGAGACAUUUUUUGUUCCCUCUCAACCCAAAUAAAUUGUAUCUGGAACAGCAAAAUCUAUGAUAACAAUGAAAUGUGUAACGUUUGUUUACACAGAUUGUUGCAUUUAUGAAAUUUAAAAAAGCACAAAAAGAACACUGUUGAUAUUUCAACGCUGUUUCAGUGACGAGCGGUGAGGUCCAUGACAGGUGAGGCACUGACUCCUCUGGAGUCGGACGCACAAAUAUAUGACCUUGACCUUUUAAAGCUUUUAAUUAUGCUUUAAUCAAUUCCAUACUUUACUACAAUAUGAUAGCAAGAAAAACAAAAGGUCAAAUUCAAUGUUUUUAAAUUUAAAUGGGGUUUCUUUUGGGUGCGUGUAUGGUCUUACCUUUAUUUGUAUAUGAAGUCAAUGCGCCUCCUCCAAGAAUAUCUCUGUUGUAAAAACUCAGCACUGCCCCCUAUCAGUGCAGCAUGGUACUCAUCAAUGCCUCUCCUGUGUAUUUGAACAGGGAAGGUGUUAAUUUGGCAAUUUUGAACAUAGAAAUGUUGAAAUCAUACAGGAAACAAAUUUAUAGAACAGUCUAGUGGACAAGGCUGCUGUAGAAACAGGCCAGUACACGAUGGCUGCCCUCUUGUAAAGUACAUAUACUGUAAAAGGCUUAUUUAAAAACCAAACAUACUUCUGUAUGUAUCUUCGUAUAUUCAAUAUCUGCAAAUAAACACUCACACAUUUUACACACUGCA
This is a messenger RNA of Solea solea (common sole), 3367 nucleotides long. Its product is annotated as sodium-dependent lysophosphatidylcholine symporter 1-B-like. Gene Ontology annotation, molecular function: lysophospholipid:sodium symporter activity. NCBI's taxonomy places the organism in Eukaryota, Metazoa, Chordata, Actinopteri, Pleuronectiformes, Soleidae. Gene Ontology annotation, biological process: carbohydrate transport. Gene Ontology annotation, cellular component: membrane. The coding region runs from base 475 to 2040 and encodes 521 amino acids. The record is from RefSeq and is a predicted model, not a curated record. The transcript is spliced from 14 exons.